GAGGAUCACUCACGCUAGCCCCGCCUCUUCCCCCGGACCAGGCUCGGUUGAGUCGUUGGAUUGAGGAGGGUCGCGGCCGCGAUGGUCUGACAGAUGAAAUAACGAUAAAAAGAAACAGAAGGCGGGCGUCCUCCCACACAAAACAAUGUUCCCCAAAGGCAAGGGCACCCCGGUGCCGUCGGACAGCCAAGCACGGGAAAAGUUGGCUCUAUACGUUUAUGAGUAUUUGUUACACAUAGGAGCACAGAAGUCUGCACAGACCUUUUUAUCAGAGAUUCGAUGGGAGAAAAAUAUAACACUCGGAGAACCCCCUGGAUUCCUGCAUUCCUGGUGGUGUGUUUUCUGGGACUUGUAUUGUGCUGCACCAGAGAGGAGAGAGACAUGUGACCACUCCAGCGAAGCAAAGGCCUUCCAUGAUUAUAGUGCAGCAGCGGCCCCCAGCCCUGUGAUGGGAGGGAUGCCUCCUGGUGAGGGAAUGCCAGGAGGACCCAUGCCACCUGGAUUUUUUCAAGGUCCUCCUGGUCCCCAGGGCUCUCCUCACCCUCAGCCUCCUCCCCCUAACAGUAUGAUGGGACCUCACAGUCAGUCCUUCAUGUCGCCUCGCUUCGCUGGAGGCCCAAGAGGCCCCCCCAUGAGGAUGGCCAGCCAGCCACCAGGUGGAGGACCAGGUCCUCAUCCCAUGUUGCCCAACAUGGACCCUACACGGCCACAAGGUCAUCCUAACUUGGGACCAAUGCAGAGGAUGGGUGGCCCUCGAAGCAUGGGGCCCAUUGGGCCUGGCCCUCAGAACUUUGGUGGAGGCAUGAGGCCCCCACACAACACCAUGGGUCCCAGUAUGCCAGGAGUGAACAUGGGCCCGGGAACAGGCCGACCAUGGCCAAACCCCAACAACGGCAACCCUAUGCCUUACUCAUCACCCUCUCCUGGUGCAUACGGGGGGGCAUCUGGAGGCGGAGGUCCUCCAGGAACUCCCAUCAUGCCCAGCCCCGCAGACUCAAACAACUCUGGUGACAACUUGUACACUAUGAUCAACACUGGACCCGGCAACCGAAAUAAUUUCUCCAUGGGCCCCGGCUCUGACGGGCCACUGGGAGCUAUGGCUGGGAUGGAACCGCACCACAUGAACGGAUCACUAGGUUCUGGUGACAUGGAUGGAAUGAACAAGAACUCGCCAAACAAUUUAAGUGGCAUUAGCAAUCCUCCCGGGACCCCGCGGGAUGACGGGGAGCUGAGUGGAAACUUCCUCCACUCCUUCCAGAGUGAGAAUUACUCUCCAACCAUGACGAUGAGUGUGUGACCACCCCCCUCUCUCACUUCCCCUCUCCUCCGCCCCCUUCCCAGCAUUAUUUGCCAUCAUUCCAAGGAUCUGAACUCACGCAGAACAUGGCCAAAAAACCCACUACAUCAGCGCCAAAUCAGGGACAGGCGCCAUUUUGGUUCCACGCUAAUGCCAGAAUGCUGAUUGGAGAGAAACCAACGCAACUGGCGACUACUGCUCCUUACUUAAAAUGAAGGACAACAACUCCAUUUAUUACAAACCCACAUGUGACAAAACCAGCUACUGAGAUGCAUUUAUGACACGUCUUACGUCCCCUCCUCCGCCCGUUUCUUUUGAGUCCCAUCAACCUCCCGAGCCAACGGGGGAAAAAAAGGUUGACGUUUACCUCUUGUACAUUUUAAUGAUUGCUUUGUGGUGCAAGAUGUGCAGGAAAUAUCUGCUUUUGUCAUUUAAACACUGGAGAGUGUGCAUAUGCAUUGUGUGCUUGGAAAGUCUUUGUCUUUAUUUUUUUAUUUCGUUGCCAUGCAUUCUAUCUAAAGUUGUCAUUUUGACUCAGAAUUUGCCUUUUAACUCAACAGCCACCUUUAUUGUUAAUAUAUAUCAUUCUUCCCAGGCCCGUCCUUCUAGUCGAAGAGAUUUUUAAGUAAAAGAAAUAUGGCUUUUAUUGUGACGACCUUUUGCAACAUUUAAGCACUCAUUUGUUUGUUAAAAUGCCUCAUUGAUCCUGUUUGAUGCGGUCUGCACUCAGAGUUGUUUCAGGGCGAACGGCUGGACUGCCAGACUUUUGGUGUAAGACGUGAGUGCAUGAGUGCUGAGAAUCUGUGUACAACAUACUACCUAGUGCUGCUCUUCUCUACGUGAACACCUGCUUUAAGAUGUGGUGUGUAUCUCUUUACCUGCCUGUGCUUAAACACUCUGUGCUCCUCCUCCUCAUCGCCGUUCUGUCUGUUUUGGUUGAGUUACCAUGAGAACGGCGGUGGACGAGUCGCCUCUCUUAACCUACUGGUCGUUCUAACGUCCCUCCUGUAUCCCCGGUGGUCUCCUUGGCCCUGACCCCCUCCCUCCUUUAUUUUAUUUUGUUUUUUUGAUAUUUUGAUACAGACUUUGACUACGUAUAUUGCCCAAGUUAUUCAGGCAGUCAAAGCUUUCUAAACCGAUUCUAGUAGGCAUCAUUAUAAACUUAGCAUCAGUCUUGUAAAUGUGAUGAGAAGUUUUAUGUUUCAUUAUUUUACCUGUGAACAUGAUGCAUUAUACACAUCUGUCCUAUGUUGCCUUUAUUUGCUGAUAUUUUUUUAUUUCAAAUUGAGGAAAGAUUGCUUGUUAAUAUAAUUUUACAAUAACUUA
Molecule: messenger RNA, 2623 nt
Organism: Nothobranchius furzeri (turquoise killifish)
Lineage: Eukaryota; Metazoa; Chordata; Actinopteri; Cyprinodontiformes; Nothobranchiidae
Gene: ssbp3b
Product: single stranded DNA binding protein 3b
Biological process (GO): positive regulation of transcription by RNA polymerase II
Cellular component (GO): nucleus
Molecular function (GO): protein binding; single-stranded DNA binding
Source: RefSeq, a predicted model, not a curated record